This is a messenger RNA of Aspergillus glaucus CBS 516.65, 923 nucleotides long. RefSeq lists its product as uncharacterized. Lineage: Eukaryota; Fungi; Ascomycota; Eurotiomycetes; Eurotiales; Aspergillaceae. Bases 286 to 807 code for a protein of 173 amino acids. The transcript has a single exon. The record is from RefSeq and is a predicted model, not a curated record.
AAAAUUUUUGCUAUUAGCAAACAAGCUAAUACUGACAAUUGUACCAGUGUCACGAGUGAGACGACGGUUGCUUCUUGACGAAAACCAACCCCGCUGUCUCGAAGGUUGUUCACCUCUAUCCCCCCUUAAUGAAGGGCCCGAACACAGCUGGUGUCGUUAUGCUCUGGCGCACGCUGUGGAUGUUUGGUUCUGAAGACCGGGUGAACGCUUGGUGGAAUGCGAUUUAUGGGGACGAAGCCGGAGCAGAGAAACCGCAAAAUUUGAUAUGCAUGAGCCCCUCGGCUCAUGAGAUGUAUACACAGGGUUUAUUUGCGCUUGAACCUUUACCUCUGGAUAAAAACUGGGACGGCAAAGGAGCUCUUUGUCCGUUUCUGGUGGCUCAAACAAGCGGAGUCAACUGGCCAGGUCGACCUGACUACCCAGCCACAGCUCCCAUCAGACUUCGAUCCUAGUGGGCAUGAUCUUGGAUUGCACAAUGUGCGUACGGGAGAACCUAUUCGCUCCGGGGACGUUAUUACACUCCGAACACACGAUCCCAUAACCCGCCCACUUCCAGACAUAAGAAUCAUCGAAAUGCAAUGGUUCCUAAACAGAGUCACCGCGUUGCGAGGGGCCGCAGAGCCAAGGGAGCUACCGGAGGACGAGUCGGAAUCAGAUAAAGACGACGGCUUGCCCUGGCUGGUCUCGUCGAGCAUGCCGGAGAAGUCGUCACCACCAGUCUCGUUUCAAGCGACAUUUCCGAAGAGUUCUAUCACGGAAAAGGAGCCCACUGUCACGCUUGGCGAAGCCAAAAAGGAUAGCGAGUAGAUGGGACCGUGUAGAGUUGUUGAGAAGUAGGAAUGAAAAGAAACGAGAGGAGGGACAUGAUCAUUUAGUGUAUGCUUGUUUGCGUGUUUGUCUAUUUGUUUCUCUCGUGACACUUC